AUGCCUUCUCGAAUCCUGGACUCGCCAAUAACCUGGGAAAUGCUGGAGGCUGAUUUUAAGAGGAAAUACAAAACGGCAGCGCGAACAGGUUCAGGUCGAAGAGCCGAACUUUUUGCCGGAGGGAUGGGCUUCAUCUCCAAAAUAGCGUUGGUCCAGUUUGAUUGGAGUGAAGAUCGGGAUCGUUUACCGGAAAGUGCUAUAGUCAAGAUUACGGUACAAGACCCUGAUUUUGACUACACCAAACAAACGGCUCUGGGCUACAUAGCUCUCGAGCAUAUUAAAGAAACCGUUGGCCGCCAUUUCUACGAUAACGUCUGCCGGACCGGGGCUUUUGAGGCGCUCGAAGAGUUGGUGAAGCUCGCGGCUUUUAGCCUAAAUAACCCGGAGAGCCUAGUGGGCUGGCCGGACAAUUCAAAGUCAAUUCCGGCUAACGUUUUGGCCCGCUUUCACGAUGAGGGACCGGGGUUGGUUAAGCUGAUGCUGAGCGCAAAAUUACAGUAUCCAGAGCUGGCUGAUGAAAUGGAUUUGAUGAUCCAAUGGAUACCCCGAUUUUUUGAUGAUUUUGCGAAUUUCACAGAGCUCAGGAACAGCACUUGUCCGGCCCCAAUUUUGUGCCAGGGCGACAUAUGGAACCCGAAUAUUUUAUGGAAACUGGAUGGAAACGGGGCCUACCACGUUGAUAAAGUGAUCGAUUGGCAGUACGUUCACGUCGGAUCAGCCGUCGAAGAUUUGAUACUUUUCCUACACGCUGGGACCUCGGCAGAGGAUAUCGAGGAAAAUCUGUUUGUAUAUCUCAAUUAUUACUACAACGAAUUGGCCUCAAGAUUGAACCCUGGCGCCGUAAUGCCGUGGAAUUCUGUCCAAGAGCUCGACACCCCCCUAGGAGGACUUGGUGGUCCCGUUGGCACGCUUCCGCUCGUGUGCAAUGCCGCUGGCAAAAGCUGGGCAAUCGAAAACGAGCCCGGGGUGUUCAUCGACGUCGCCGGGGUGGGCUGUACGAGUACAGUGUGUGCGGAGAACCCAGAGGGUUGUCUC
Messenger RNA from Mesorhabditis spiculigera, 1035 nucleotides. NCBI's taxonomy places the organism in Eukaryota, Metazoa, Nematoda, Chromadorea, Rhabditida, Rhabditidae. The record is from the annotation of a GenBank genome assembly.